This is a messenger RNA of Doryrhamphus excisus (bluestripe pipefish), 3273 nucleotides long. Lineage: Eukaryota; Metazoa; Chordata; Actinopteri; Syngnathiformes; Syngnathidae. The record is from RefSeq and is a predicted model, not a curated record.
CGGGGGCCAUCAGAUAACAGGCAGGACAAUGGCGCUCCAUUCUGAGGGAUCUCUUAAAAUGAGCAGGAAGCGGCGAUGAGCGCCUCGGUGAGGCUGGCGGAGGGACUCCCCAGGGUCCGCUCAACCCCGCCAGAGCACGCCGCUGUUCAAUGGCUGCAGAGACUGACAGGAAAUGAGAAGCUAUUGGCCCCCCAGCUGGAGCCAAAGGCGUCCUUUGAUGCCGUCUCUCGCUGAUAGAGAGUUGCUGCCAUGAAUUGGACUGGUGAGCAUCACACUUUCAUUGUGGAAACGUUUAUCAAAACAAACCGAUCUCUAACUGCAACACGAGUGUUCCGUUUGCACUUCAAUCUGGGUUGACCUGAUCCCGUAAAAAAAAUGCACGUCGAGCUGCCCUGACCUCUGUCUGAGAGCGGACCAUGCAGUGGUGGGUCUCACGAUGCGGUUCAAGGCUGGUUCAAGGCUGUGUCAGUGUUGUUGUUGAACGGACUCGGAAGUGACACAUGACAUAACCAAGUCUACAUAAUGCAAUGAGCGCCUCCGUGGCCGUGUACCGGAGCAUCUUCACCGAGGACGGCUUCCAGCAGGCAUACGGCUCCGAGGAGGACAACCCCGGUGCCGGUCCGAGGCUCCGGGACAAGUUGGCGGUGAGGUGCGGAUGUUCACAGCGGGCCUGCCUUCACCUGUUGCGGGACAGAGUUCCCAUCGUCGACUGGCUGCCCGGGUACCGAUUCCGGAAAUGCAUUUUGGGGGACACCGUAGCAGGACUCACCGUGGGCAUCCUUCACAUCCCACAAGGAAUGGCCUUUGCCCUGCUCACAUCUGUGGCACCAGUUUUUGGUCUCUACACGUCCUUCUUUCCCGUAGUCCUGUAUAUGAUUUUUGGCACCGGGCGCCACAUAUCCACAGGUACGUUUGCUGUGGUGAGUUUAAUGACCGGUUCGGUGGUAGAACAACUGGUUCCCAGUCCUCUGGUGGUGAACUCCACUUCAGAAGUGUCCGACUUUGAGAUCCAGAGAAUCGGCGUGGCCUCGGCUGUAGCACUUCUGUCAGGAAUUAUGAUGCUCUGCAUGUUUGGGCUUCAGCUGGGCUUCCUGUCCUCCUAUCUGUCAGAGCCAAUUGUCAAGGCCUUCACCAGCGCUGCUGCCUUUCAUGUCACCGUUUCACAGCUGCAAAGCAUGCUGGGACUGAACCUUCCUCGCCACACUGGGACCUUUUCUCUCUUCAAGACUUUAGCGUCCAUGAUGGAGAACCUGCCUCAGACCAACACGACAGCGCUGCUGAUCUCCGUGGUGUGUUUGGCUGUUCUGGUCCCGGUGAAAGAGAUCAACACACGCUACCGGCAGCGCUUGCGUACGCCCAUCCCGGUGGAGAUCCUAACCGUGAUCAUCGCCACUGGGGUUUCCUAUGCCUUCUGUCUAGAUUCCAUCUGUGACGUAGAAAUUGUUGGCCACAUUCCAGCAGGAUUCCCAAGACCAAGACUCCCUGCGUUGCACACGUUACCCCAAAUUGCCGGAGACACGGUCGCCAUCACAUUGGUGGGCUACGCGGUGUCCGUCUCCCUGGCAAUGAUCUACGCCGACAAGCACGGCUACGCCAUACAUCCCAACCAGGAGCUGCUGGCUCACGGUAUCUCCAACACCUUGUCCUCCUUUUUCACCUGCUUCCCAAGUUCUGCUACUCUGGCCACCACCAACAUACUGGAGAGUGCUGGGGGAUUCACACAGUUAUCCGGCCUGUUUACCAGUCUGGUCGUUCUAAUUGUUCUGCUGCUGAUCGGACCUCUGUUCCACUUCCUACCUAAGGCCGUCCUGGCGUGCAUCAACGUGACCAGCCUGAGGCAGAUGUUCCUGCAGUUCCAAGACUUACCAGAACUGUGGAGAAUCAGCAGGAUUGACUUUAUGGUUUGGGUGGUAACCUGGCUGUCCGUGGUUGUCCUCAACGUGGACCUGGGUUUGGCCAUCGGGGUCAUGUUCUCAAUGUUGACUGUCAUCUGUCGCACACAAAGGGCUGGAUGUUCUGUGCUCGGCCGGGCAAGCAACACAGAGAUUUAUCGCCCUGUGGAGAAUCACAGUAAGUGCUACGAGCUGCCAGGGAUGAAGAUCCUGACAUACAACGGGCCGAUCUACUACGGAAACCGUAGCUUCUUCAGGGAAGAGAUGAGCACUUUGUUGGGCCUGACGCCGGAGAAGAUCCGCAGUCGAGAAAAGGCCAGAAAAGCUCUGGAGGCGCGUGAAAGACACGCUGGCGUCAACACGGUGGAACGAGGCGUAACAAAUGCAUCUUUUUCUUUGGAAAAUGACUUUUUUAAAUCAGGAGCAUCAGACAACGACGUCCAGGCUCUUCUGAUCGACUGCAGCAGUGUGAUAUUUGUUGAUGUUGCCGGAGCAAGACUCUUUACUCAGAUGUGCAUCGAAUGCCAGAAGGUUGGGGUUCACAUGUAUUUAUCCAACUGUAACAAAAGUGUUUUAAAGAUCCUGGCAUCGAGCGGCCUCAUGAACCACAUGAAGCCUCAAGAUAUUUUUGUCACUGUACACGAUGCCGUCACGUACAUCCAGCAACAGAAGGAAAAACAUGGUGAAAACACCAUGACCGUUUGGGUGUGAGAUCGAUGCUCAGCGAUGGCGAGUCGAGUGUUUGGGACCAAAUAAUGUACCAUUUGGUGAUUGGUUGGAGGGUGUAAUGUGUACUCGCGUUUCCAAGAUACAGUAGCCUGUUGUAGCAUUUAUGGAGGCUUUACAGUAUUACACCGUUUUAUGUAAGCAUCAUGUCAUAUAUGCUGGAAUUCCUUAGAGAAUAUUAUUUGAUUGCAAUACAGAGAUAAAUAUACUGACAAGUGCACUGAACAGUUUCAAAUACUUGGCAUAUUUAUAUCUUGUACAUGAGCAAUACUUGCUACAGAGCAAUACUUUUUGGUAUUAGUCUGCAACUGUCCCAGCGGCUGUUUUAAUAUUACAUAUAUUUCCAUCAAAGUUUUGCGAGUCAGGUUUUAUUGAAGUACGAGAUGGGUUUGUGCUCAUUGUUAUAUUUCAUUAGAGUUUGGUGAAGGUCGGAAUGUGAAGCACGCCGGGAUGAAAUGUGAAGAUGAGUACAGUCUGUGUUCUCCGGGCGAGCGGAGAACGCAGUAUUGAGGCAUGAUGAAAACUUAUGAAACACAGACUUUAGAAGCUCGCCUCAGGGAUCGAGAUGUCUCGCUCUGUCUGGCCUAAGUGUUACACUCUUGAUGAUGACAGGUCCUCAACGUGUUCCAUAAGUGGUUAUUGGCAUGCUGAAAUA